CAUGCUGCAAACAUGAUAGCAUUCUUGCUUGUAUUUAGCGCGCUUUUGGUAUGUCUCGUUUAUUUAAACGGAAAAUACAAUGAAUUCUAUUGGCAGAGAAGAAAAGUAGCGUUCUAUAAGAAGAACAAAGUGACUGGUGUGUUCUGGGAGUUUUUGUUUCAAAACAAAGCAGUAUUUCAGAAUUUAUGUGAAGUGUACAAGGAAUAUCGCAAUGAACCAGCUGUUGGCAUUGGGACGUUUGUCACCCCAACCUUGUAUGUGAUAGACCCCACUAACGUGCAACAUGUGCUGGCGGCCGAUUUCAAUUCUUUCAACCACAGAGGAGUGGAUAUUAACGAAGAUGAUCUACUCGCUGAUAAUAUUCUUUUCAUGAACGGUAAUCGAUGGAAGCUGAUGCGGCAAUGUAUGACACCGCUGUUCACGUCUGCAAAACUUAAAUCUAUGUAUUAUAUCAUCGAUAAAAGUGCUUUAGACUUCGUUCAACAUUUGAAUGAAAAUAAACAACUGUUGAAAGGUGACGCUUUCAGUACAUUAACGUCAUUUUGCUCUGCGGCUAUCGGGGGAGCCGUGUUUGGAGUAAGCACAGGAUCCAUUUUCGAUUCACCAUUCCUUAAUAUGGCGCGAGAUGCGUUUAAGGCAACUUUCAGAUUUAACAUAAGGUUUGCAAUAGGAAGUUUGAGCAGUGGUCUGUCUACUUUUCUAAGAUUAAAAUUGUUCAAAGAGCAUGAGGCUUUCUUUAUCGGUGCAAUUAAACAAAUUUUGCGUGCACGUGAACAGGAAAAUAUAAAGAGACACGACUUCGCCGAUUUAUGUGUAUCAUUGCAAAGUAUAGGGAAAUUGGUGGACAAGGAGACUGGCUUAGAAAUGAUACCAACUGAUGAGCUUUUAGCGGCGCAAGCUUUCUUUUACUUCGUCGCCGGCGUGGAACCGACCGCUACCGCUUUAUUUGGUACGUUAUACGAAUUAGGGAAACAUCCGGAACAUCUGGAAAAGGUGCAUAAUGAAAUCGACGAAGCAUUCAAGAAAAAUGAUAAUAAAAUGAGCUAUGACACUAUUAUGGAUAUGAAACACGUUGAUAUGGUAAUGAGUGAAGCUAUGCGAUUACAUCCACCCAUCGGCUUUUUGACUAGAAGGUGUGUAAAGGACAGUGUUCUUCCUGUAGGCAAUAUUAAAGUUGACAAAGGUACAAAGAUACUUACACCAAUAUAUGAAAUACACCACGACCCAAGAUAUUACCCAGAACCAGAAAAAUUUUUACCGGAGAGGUUUUCUCCUGAAAAUAAACAUAAAAUCGCUGAUAUCACUUACAUGCCUUUCGGAAAAGGCAAUAGAAUUUGUGUGGGUCUCAGGUACGCCUCACUUCAAGUGAAGGCUGGAUUGGUGCAUUUAUUGCGCAACUUUACCGUAAGAAGUAUCAUCAAUGAUGGUGGACAGAAGUACAGUCGUCAUCCAGUGCAAGUGAGACUUGAUAAUGUUGAUGUUGAAUUUAUACCGAGAAAUAUUGCGAAAUAAAAGUCAAUAAAUAAAUUGCUCACAUAUUCAUUAAUACUCGAUUAAUCAAGUGAUAAUGUUACCAAAUAAAAUAAUAGAAAAACCAGCACAUAUUGUAAAAAUGUCGGUCUGUGUUUGUUCUUGGUCUUUUCACUAAGAAGUGAUCUAUACCAGACAACCUGUAAUAUUAGGAAUGCUGUAUACAAAAUCUAGCAAAUUAAAUAUGCCAGAGAAUAUAGAUAUUUAUCAAAUUUAAUUAACACCUCAUAUCUACUACGCAUUAGCGAAAUCACACACAAACAUUUCAUGACAUAAACUCUAAAAAUAGCCCUUGCUACCU
This is a messenger RNA of Zerene cesonia (dogface butterfly), 1831 nucleotides long. Its product is annotated as cytochrome P450 6k1-like. The record is from RefSeq and is a predicted model, not a curated record. The transcript has a single exon. Gene Ontology annotation, molecular function: heme binding; monooxygenase activity; iron ion binding. Bases 13 to 1512 code for a protein of 499 amino acids. Lineage: Eukaryota; Metazoa; Arthropoda; Insecta; Lepidoptera; Pieridae.